AUAUCGCAAUCAUCCAGUUCAUGUCUUCCAAGGCCAUGCAUUGCACGUUGUAUUCGUGUUCUUGUUCCUGGUUGAUAACUCCCUUCUUGAAUUUUCUCAUGCAACGUUCACUAAGCAGGCCUGGCCACGAUGUCAGCAGUCGACGAUGAACCCGCUGCUGGCCAUGUCCCAGAAACUUGCCUGGACUUCCUCCCCAUGCAAGCACCGCUUGAUUCCAUACUCUACGGCAAGAAUGGACAAUGCGUUUCUUUUCUCCCUCGCGCGCGCCUUGGCGGGAGGUUCCUUCUGGCUAAAGAGCCCGUGGAAGGGGGCGACGAGGGGACCUUCCUGACAUGCUACCGACGCGAUCUAUUUAGUGUUGCUGGACUGCUUUCGAUCGACGAAUGGCCGACAUGGGCACUGCCAUCCGGGACGGGUCGCGAUCCCACCGCACAGGAUCCCAAAAUCACGGGCUUGCUUGCUCGCCUUAGGGCUGUGGAAUCCUGGGAUGCGACCGAAGUUGCUCUCACCUCAGGCGCCAACAGAUCGAAUGCGAUAGCUGAACGGGGUGCGCGGCCAGUUGACAUCCCGUUGCUUCCGCCGAGCCGAGAGCAAGAUGGCUCUGCCACGAGCUCGGAGCAUCUCGAGAUUCAAUUCGCAUGGGAGAGACUUCAGUUUCGGUCGGCCACAGCAAAUAAUGGGAAGCGGAGAAGGGAAAUUCGACAGCAAUUUAAGUUGAUUAUCGCGAUAAUGGCAUCGUGGGAGGACGGAACCUGUAGUACCCUUGCUGAGCUCGGGUCGUCCUUUCUUACAGUCCGGGGCCGGAGCCCGAAGAGCUUUUGUGCGUCUGAAGUGCCCCAGAUAUCUGAAUGGGAUAUGCCCCGGCCGGAAAACGACAUGGCUGGACUUGACCUGCAUCUUUCUGGCCCUUCGGCGCCGGAUUGGACGUCAGCUCCGGAGGUCUCGUUUUUCGACCUGUACUCUUCAUCUGCGAUCGGCGACCCUUCGCAGGAACUCAUUUAUUCCCAAGCGAUGUGGGACUGGAUGAACCCAAUAGAGUCUCUACUCACAACUACAACUAGCAUUCUGGACCCCGACCGACCAAUGGAGCAAGAGGCGGCCGUUGCUCGUGCUGUAUAUGAGAGCCAGCACGGUGUUACCGAUAACACAGGCCGCGGCCAGUUGUCAGGACAUCAUCUCAUGUCUACAGCCGCACCAUGUAGACAAGAUGCCAUUCCCGAACUCAACCCAGAUGCAGUGCCUUGGGCGCCUGGUAUCCACGACGGCCCGUCAUCCCAUCAUAGUGCACGUGAAUCUGGAUCUGUCCCCGCAGAUACACUUUCUAUUUCGCCACUUACGCCAGAUCAUUCCACCGUACCAGAGGAUAGAUCAUCCCAUACGGCUCUGACAAAAUCUACAGUAUCCCUUGCAGAGCAAACAAACGGCGAUGCCUCCAAGAAGCAGCGCACAGAGCCAGAUAGCGGCCCAACACAAUCCGCCGAGACCCAAUCCCGCUACAAGUACAUACCCAUUGGCAUCGGUGGGUGGCAGCCUCCUAUCGAGCCAGUUUACUGGCCGCAUCCUUGGUGCCAUAUUGAAACGGGCUCAGAGACUAGUGGCGAACUGUAUCGCGCCAAACCGUACUACACGCACCUGGAGCACAAACGAUUUAGGGUAUAGGAGGAUGAAUUGUUCCAUAUGAUAUUUCCCGCGUAUUAGGAGGAUGAAACUUUUGUGCUUCGCUUUAUUGUAACUAUAUAAACAGGUGUCCAGAUCUAUUCCGGCCCGCGACAACCCAUGAAUCUUCGAAACCAAUCCCAGAUGCCCAGUCGUUCUCUGGGUGGAUCUUCAUCGAUGCCGCUUCCUUGGCUCGUCGACUCCAUUGAAUUUUCGGUCGUCUUGCCAACAACAACACAUGAUUGCUGCAUGGUCUUUCCUCCCGAAAAAUUUCCCGGUGGUGGAGACGACAUUCUAGUGCUCGCUGUAUCGGCUCCCUGCGUCUUUCCC
This is a messenger RNA of Aspergillus calidoustus, 1986 nucleotides long. Lineage: Eukaryota; Fungi; Ascomycota; Eurotiomycetes; Eurotiales; Aspergillaceae. The record is from the annotation of a GenBank genome assembly.